This is a messenger RNA of Coregonus clupeaformis (lake whitefish), 1892 nucleotides long. RefSeq names its product purine nucleoside phosphorylase. Gene Ontology annotation, molecular function: purine-nucleoside phosphorylase activity. The transcript is spliced from 6 exons. Lineage: Eukaryota; Metazoa; Chordata; Actinopteri; Salmoniformes; Salmonidae. The record is from RefSeq and is a predicted model, not a curated record. Gene Ontology annotation, cellular component: cytoplasm. The coding region runs from base 233 to 1099 and encodes 288 amino acids. Gene Ontology annotation, biological process: nucleoside metabolic process.
UUUAACGAUGUCGAUGCUCCUACGAUGAACUUUGCUUUAAGAUGCUUUGGGAAACCGGGCCCAGUCUGUUCGAAAAUUGGAUUAGGACAACGAGGCCCUAUCAAAGGAACCGCAAAUCUAACGACUCCUCCUCCGUCACGCCACCCUACCAUCACAUCCGUCCGUCGCAGCCUUGACCUCAUCCUACGAUUACCGUUUGUCGUUAAACUCAGUAGCUGACGAACAAACAGCAAUGAACAUUUCAUCCUCAAACCCAUGCAGUUACAAAUAUGAGGAUUACAGGGAGACAGCUGAUUGGUUGCUGUCCCACACUGAGCAGAGGCCUAAAGUAGCCAUUAUCUGUGGCUCUGGCCUCGGUGGUCUUGCUGACCUGCUGGACAACAAGACUGUGUUUCCCUACAAGGACCUCCCACACUUCCCCCACAGCACAGUACAAGGACAUGCCAGUCAGCUGGUAUUUGGGGAGCUGCAGGGGAAGCAGUGUGUCUGCAUGCAGGGCCGCUUCCACUUCUACGAGGGCUAUGACGUUGCCACGGUGACGUACCCGGUGCGAGUGUUCUUCCUGCUGGGGGUGGAGACCUUGAUCGUCACCAAUGCUGCUGGGGGGCUGAACCCCAACUUUAAAGUGGGUGACAUCAUGCUGGUCAAGGAUCACAUCAACAUGCCAGGCUUUGCAGGCCAAAAUCCACUGUGUGGUCACAACGAUGAAAGGUUUGGAGUCCGUUUUCCCUGCAUGUCGGACGCCUAUGACAAAGACCUUUCUAGACUGGCCAAAGAGACUGCUGAGGAACAGGGCUGUUCCUCCUUCAUCCAGCAAGGCGUAUACUGCAUGCUGGCAGGUCCCACCUUUGAGACCAUCGCUGAGUGCAGAGCUCUCCAGAAACUAGGCGCAGAUGCUGUGGGUAUGAGUACAGUCCCUGAGGUGGUGGUGGCCCGUCACUGUGGUCUCCGUGUCUUCGGCCUGUCUCUCAUCACCAACAAGGUGGUCACAGACUACAACAGCCAGGAGAAGGCCAACCAUGAGGAGGUACUGGAGACCACACGCAUGCGUACUCAGGACCUACAGAGGCUGGUCAGUAACCUGCUAGCUAAGAUGUAGAUCAGCCUCAGUCUGUCUGUGUAAACAGCCCAGGAACAUACAGUGGGGAAAAAAAGUAUUUAGUCAGCCACCAAUUGUGCAAGUUCUCCCACUUAAAAAGAUGAGAGAGGCCUGUAAUUUUCAUCAUAGGUACACGUCCGAGAUAGUACAGACAUGAGAAUAAUAUAUUCCUCUUACUUUAAAAAAACUUGAAAAUGCAUACCAAUGCAUAACAAUCAACGAUCACACUGAACAAACUGUAAGAUAUUUAGGACCAUAAUACAUCUAAACCAUCAACUGUUGCAUAGAAAUGUCUAAUUUGCCUUCAUGAAUGUACUGCACUAUGUACAUUAAUACUGUACUGUAAAUGGAAAUUCUAGUAGGUACAAAUGAUUCUCAUGAUCAUUGUGAUUAAGGGAUCAAGCACUGAAAGACCAAUCAAUGGUCUGUAUAUCACGUGGACCAACAAUCAUUGUGUUGUUACUCAUUAGUAAUAAUUAACUAUAUGUAUAUUCAUUGGUGGACCUUUAAUUCCACCAUUUUAAUCGGAGUUAAUUAUUUUAAUUGAAGACAGCUCCUUGAUGGAGAGAUUGCCAUACCUAAUCAUGGUUAUAAGAAUAAUCAAAUUUAUCUGAGUGAUAAAAAGUAUAACAUUUUUAAAAGCCACUGAGUGUACAAACAUUAAGAACACCUUCCUAAUAUUGAGUUGCAACCCCUUUUGCCCUCUUCGGGACUUGGACGCUACAAGGUGUCGAAAGCGUUCCACAGGGAUGCUGGCCCAUGUUGACUCCAAUGCUUCCCACAGUUGUGUCAA